AACUGCAUUGUAGCUUGUUGGCUGUGUUGCCACGGUUGGAAAGAGUAUCUUCACAGACUGACCAGUGGAUAAAUCAGACCUGACUUUAUAAUCGCGAUAGAGACUGACAAGUGGAAAAAUCAGAGCGGACUUCAUAAUCGCGAUAGAGCAAAAUGUCAGAGCAGCAUGCCAAGCCCAACGUCAGCCCGUCCCAGGCUGCAGAGCUUGUGAAGAAACACUACAACCUGACGCCCUCUGAAACCAGCUACCUCCCCAGCUACGUGGACCAGAACUUCUAUGUUGCGACGGUCGAAGGGGGCCAGUAUGUCCUUAAGAUUAUGAACUCGGAGGACAGUAAGGACCCCACCCUGUUUGAACUGCAGACGUACGCCAUGGCCUUCCUGAAGGAGAAUGGAGUUCCCACCCAAACGGCCUUGAAGACGACCACGGGGCAGGUCAUGUUCCAGGAAGACAUGGAUUGCGGCUAUGGCUUACAGAAGUACCUGGUGCGCCUGUUGACUUAUUUGCCUGGAAUCCCUAUCGCCAAGGUUCCUUUCUCGCCACAGCUACUUUACGAAGUAGGCCAGACAGCAGCCAAGAUCGACAACAUCCUCAGAGAGAUGAAACAUCCCCGACUGUCAGUGCUGCAGAGGGAGGACUUCAUAUGGGAUUUGUCAAAUAUUGUCCUCCUGGAGAGAUACAUGCAUGUGCUCGAUGGAGACCCUCUCCAGGAGGCUGUGAAGUCUGUCCUGCAUCAAUACAAGACCUUUGUGGCCCCCAAAUACUCCAGUUUCCGCAAGUGUCUGAUUCAUGGAGACUUCAAUGACCUCAAUGUGCUCGUGCAAGCCAAUGAGACGGAUGGCCACCGGAUUUCUGGUAUCAUUGACUUUGGGGAUAUGCACAUCAGUUAUUACGUCCACGAGCUCGCCAUCACCAUCAUGUACAUGAUGCUGGAGCAAGCCGACCCCAUUGAGGUGGGUGGGCCGAUCCUGGCAGGCUGGGAAAGCGUCUUUCCUCUCAACGAGGAGGAGAAAGUUUGUCUCUUUUGGUUGGUGCUGUCACGCUUCUGCCAGUCGCUGGUGCUCGCGCGUUUUUCCGUGACUCUGCACCCUGAAAACGAAGAGUAUUUAAUGAUUUCGUCCAGGAAAGGAAUUCCCAUUUUGUGUCAGCUGUUGGAGAUGGGGAAGGAGCAGGUGGAGAGCGUGUGGUUCCACGCUGCUGCUCACUUCAAGUUCAAGGGUGGAGAGUAACCCAAAAAAAAUGUCAGAUUCCAUUCUGACGGGCAUUUGGAAACAUAAUCAGGGUACUUUGACAUUCCAGAUUGAGAAGUUGUCCAUAUUUAAUUAGACAAUACAUCGUUAGAUAAAUCGUAACAACAUUUGAUUUGAAUGUGCCGCCAACAAGCGUCUUUUUAAACUUCAGCUUUUCCAAACGCGACACGAGGUGGACCUCCACUGGGAGAGGCCGGAAGACUUAUAUUUCCACUGACCCGAUGACAAACAUAGAGCGUUCCCUCAUUUAUCGCAGGGCGGAGGUUCUCAAAAUAGCCUGCGAUAAGUGAAAUCCGCGAAGUAGCCAUCUUUAUUUGUUUACAAUUCUAUGUUUUCAGGCUGUGAA
Dunckerocampus dactyliophorus (ringed pipefish) is the source of this 1596-nucleotide messenger RNA. RefSeq names its product hydroxylysine kinase, tandem duplicate 2 (gene hykk.2). The transcript is spliced from 7 exons. Bases 153 to 1229 code for a protein of 358 amino acids. Gene Ontology annotation, molecular function: amino acid kinase activity. The record is from RefSeq and is a predicted model, not a curated record. Lineage: Eukaryota; Metazoa; Chordata; Actinopteri; Syngnathiformes; Syngnathidae.